AUGGCGGUGGUGUGGUGGCUUCUGCAGCUGUUGGCAGCCCUGGUGGCCGGGCUGUGGUGGGCGUGGCUGCGGCGGCCGCGGUGCGACGCGCCGGGGGAUCCCCCAGUCCCUCUGUUGGGGAACCUCAUGCAGCUGGGGAACCCCAGGACCAGCUUCCGCACCCUCUGUCGCAUGCAUGCCGUUCACGGGUCCACAUUCUGUAUCUACGUGGGCCCCAUCCUGUACGUGGUCGUCGCAGAACCCCGCGAUGCCGAGCUGCUGCUCGGCUCCACCAAGAUAGUCGACCGCACCCGCGACUCCCCCUACCUGCACAACAUGGUCAGCGUCUUCUUUGGCGAUGGACUCUUCAGCAAGAGGGGCGACCAGUGGCGGGCUCACCGCAAGAUCAUUUCGCCCACAUUCCAUCUGCAGAUUCUGGAGCAGUUCUUGGAGGUUUUUAACGCGGGCGCUGAGGUUCUGACGAAACGCCUGGCCGCGACGUGUGGGCAGGAGGUGUACCUGUUCCCCCUGGUGUCCCUGACCACGCUGGAGAUGAUCGUGGAGACCGCCAUGGGAAGCACGAGUGCGGAUGACGGGGCAGACGGGGGCCCGACCAACCGGGACUUCGUGGCCGCCUUGUCUGAGGCCGUCCGCCUUGUGCAGGAACUGACAGUGCGGCCCUGGUUGCGGGUGAAAUGGCUGACACACCUAACGCGCACCGGCAGGGAGACACGGCGUGUGGUGGCAACACUGCGGCAGUAUGGCGACCGUCUGGUGGCUCUCAAGAGGCGGCAACUGCGUGGUGGCGUGGCAGCCGACCAGAGUCAGUCGACGCCUAACAAGAAGCGUCGGCUUGCUUUCCUGGACAUGGUCCUCUCCUCGGGUGGGGGACUACUCACCAGCAAGGAGAUCUACGAUGAGGUGUACACACUAAUCUCAGCUGGCAACGAGACGACAGCAAAUACCAUCAGCUUCACAAUGGCGCUCCUGGCUCUACACCCUGAGUGGCAGCAGGCGGUGCACGCUGAACUCGACGCCGUGUUCGACGAGGGGGGCGAGGGCAAGAACUGCCACAGGCCAGCUACUCCACAGGACCUUGCGAAACUGCAGGUGCUCGACCGGGUCAUCAAGGAGACACUGCGGAUGUUCCCGGUGGCCCCGCUGCUGCCACGCCAUGUGCCACAUGACCUGGUGCUGCCGUCCACUGGGUACAGGCUCCCUGAGGAUAGCAUGGCCGUCGUGUUCAGCUACUUCAUGCACAGGAACGCCAACUACUUCCCGGAGCCGGACAGGUUCGAUCCGGACCGCUUCCUGCCGGAGAACUGUGUGGGUCGCCAUCCCUACUGUUAUGUGCCAUUUGGUGCUGGGCUGCGCAGCUGUGUGGGCAAGCGUUAUGCAGUGAUGCAGGUGAAGACCUUGCUGGCAGCUGUGCUGAGGAAGUUCUUUGUGCUGCCAGUUUCCACGAUGGAGGAUCUGCACGACCUCGCCCUCUCCAUCGUCAUCCACCCUGUCAGUGGCAUGCGAGUUGUCUUACAGGAAAGGCAUCACCACGAUCACAACCCAUCACCACCGCUUGAGAGAGCUACUGGGCUCAUCUAA
Molecule: messenger RNA, 1578 nt
Organism: Schistocerca piceifrons (Central American locust)
Lineage: Eukaryota; Metazoa; Arthropoda; Insecta; Orthoptera; Acrididae
Product: cytochrome P450 4C1-like
Exons: 6
Coding region: 1-1578 (525 amino acids)
Molecular function (GO): heme binding; oxidoreductase activity, acting on paired donors, with incorporation or reduction of molecular oxygen; monooxygenase activity
Source: RefSeq, a predicted model, not a curated record